UUGCCGUAGGAAAUACGGGAAAAAAAACUGUGGACAUGGUGGCCGUCAGUUAGCCUACUAGCCAUUUUAGGCUGUUUAUUAUCAUGGCAAAAUGUUCAGUUAAAAGUGAUAUAUCAUAUGCUGAUGAAGGAGGGUGUGGAGGGGAUGUGGCUAAAUAAUGGGAAACGUUUUUGGGAGAAAGAGCCGACCUUCUCGUGUGACGGAACAAGACAAAGCCAUUUUGCAAUUGAAGCAGCAGAGAGAUAAGCUGAAGCAGUACCAAAAGAGAAUCACCUUACAACUGGAGAAAGAGCGACUUCUUGCAAAGCAGUUACUAAAAGAUGGCAAGAAAGAAAAAGCACUGCUGCUUCUUAAGAAAAAACGAUACCAAGAUCAGCUGCUAGACAAGACUGAAAAUCAAAUUUCAAACCUAGAGCGCAUGGUUCAAGAUAUUGAGUUCAUGCAAAUUGAGAUGAAAGUCAUCGAGGGGCUUAAGGUUGGGAAUGACUGUCUGAAGAGUAUGCACGAGAUCAUGUCAAUAGAAGAUGUGGAGAGAAUCCUGGAUGAGACCCAGGAAUCAAUUGAAUAUCAAAGGCAAAUAGAUGAAAUGCUGGCUGGAGCCCUGACGCAGGAGGACGAGGACGCCAUUUUAGCAGAGCUGGAGGAAAUCACUCAGGGAGAAGAUGUAGCACUUCCAGAGGUCCCCACUGAGCCAAUACCAGAAGUCCCAGAGGCAGCUAAAGCUGAACCAGAGAAGAGAGAAGCAAAGAACAAGCCAGACAGAGAGAUGCUGGCUGCCUGACAGACUUGUUGUUAUCCAGUGUUGAGCUCCAAAUAAAUGAAGAGUAGGCUGUCUUUGUUCUACGGGGCAUUUUGUUAAUUUCAGUAUUUCAUCUUUUAAUUCUUAAUAGCUGAAGGUGGUACCCGCAGACAUCCGUGCACCUUUAUACAUUUGACAGGAUCAGCAGCACUGUGUCUGUGCUUUGGUUCACUACUCCCCUGAAGGAUCUACAUAAAGGAAGUGUAAUGUUUGGUUCCUCCAUGUCUGACUUGGAUUAGGAAAGCAGUGUCACAUUCUAGCUGUGCUGGUGAAGGCAUAACUGAAUGACAGGACUGAUGUUUUACACAUUAAAUUCAGUUGUUUUACAUAUUAAAUUGAGCUGUGGCAACAA
Molecule: messenger RNA, 1151 nt
Organism: Lates calcarifer (barramundi perch)
Lineage: Eukaryota; Metazoa; Chordata; Actinopteri; Centropomidae
Product: charged multivesicular body protein 6
Exons: 8
Coding region: 158-781 (207 amino acids)
Biological process (GO): vesicle budding from membrane; late endosome to vacuole transport via multivesicular body sorting pathway
Cellular component (GO): ESCRT III complex; multivesicular body
Source: RefSeq, a predicted model, not a curated record